This is a messenger RNA of Manihot esculenta (cassava), 932 nucleotides long. RefSeq lists its product as uncharacterized. Bases 16 to 768 code for a protein of 250 amino acids. The transcript is spliced from 4 exons. NCBI's taxonomy places the organism in Eukaryota, Viridiplantae, Streptophyta, Magnoliopsida, Malpighiales, Euphorbiaceae. The record is from RefSeq and is a predicted model, not a curated record.
UAGGCCCAUCAUUUAAUGGAACAGAACAUCACUGGCCCAGUCCACCUGAAAAGCAGAGAGAAGAAGCUAAAAUUUAUGAACACUCCGGCGGAGCGGCAACUGCCAGCGGCGAUUAUGGAUUUUAAGAGCUCCGAAAUCAGCUCCUGGAAGGAGGCCCUCUCUGCUUACCCAGCUCGCAUACAAUCUCUCAACAAACCCAACCUCGUCUCUCUCGAUCAGUUCUACCGUGUCCAACUUCCCUCUCUCCUCCAUCAGCGAAACCCUCACCCAUAUAUAACCACUUCUGAGCUCUCCAAGCUCAUGCAAUGGAAGCUUUCCCGUGGAAAAUGGAGGCCCCGCUUGCUGGACUUCGUCUCGUCCUUGGACGAGGAGUUAGUGAAAUCUGCUUCUCAAAAGGCGUUUGAAUCGCUUCCUGAUUUAUCAAAAGCUGUUUCUGAGCUUUCGGUUUUGAAAGGCGUCGGUCCGGCAACUGCCUCCGCCGUUUUGGCUGCCUAUGCGCCUGAUGUCGCACCUUUCAUGUCUGAUGAGGCUAUGGAGGCAGCUCUGGGCUCCUCUAAGGAUUAUACGUUGAAGCAAUAUCUUUUAUUCACGGAUAAGCUACUACGUAAAUCUAAGGAAUUAAGUUCAAAUGGGGAGUCCUUCACGGUAUCAGAUGUAGAAAGGGCCUUAUGGAGUUUUGCUGUGUGGUCCAAGCUGCUAGUUUCACAACCUGAUCCAAACUCGAAGAGUAAUACAGGCAAAGACAGCAAGAGGAAAAGAAAACGUUGAAUGUGCUGUAAGUUCAUUAUCUUUAAAUUAUAGAUGUCCAUAAGACUUGUAUUUUCAUCUCAUGAAGAGCAACUCUCUUUACAAGUUCUGUAUGCCCCAUUUUUGGCUUUCAGUCAAUGCAGAAUAUUAAGGCUUACCUGAUGCACAUAAUAGUUUCUACUUUC